Messenger RNA from Xenia sp. Carnegie-2017, 1294 nucleotides. Its product is annotated as translocation protein SEC62-like. The record is from RefSeq and is a predicted model, not a curated record. Gene Ontology annotation, cellular component: endoplasmic reticulum membrane; endoplasmic reticulum. NCBI's taxonomy places the organism in Eukaryota, Metazoa, Cnidaria, Anthozoa, Malacalcyonacea, Xeniidae. Bases 95 to 1189 code for a protein of 364 amino acids. Gene Ontology annotation, biological process: post-translational protein targeting to membrane, translocation. The transcript has 10 exons.
GUUCGUUAUAUUUGUUCUUCAUGAAAUAAACAAAAUUUCAUCGCGACAUAUUAAAGUUAUAUUUUCUUAUUUCACGAAAAAGUAGCGCUUUGACAUGGCCGAACGACGUGCAAAACGUAGAAGAAAAGAGGACGACGAAUCAGAGGAUGAAGAAAACGAGGCCAAUGAUGAGCAAAAUGAAAUUGCUAAGUAUUUACGUUUUAAUUGUGAAACGAAAUCGUCUACUUAUCAGAGCGAAAAAAUGCAAUACUUUAAAGGUGCAAAGGCCAUUGACUGCCUUCUCGAUUCUAAAUGGGCAAGUGGUAAAGGCGGUACUGAAAUCUUAUUCACGGAUAGAAAGUCUGUUCAAAAGUAUCUUCAAAAUUUGCUGGAAUUAGACAUGUUCAAACGCGUUACAAGAGUAAAAAGGAAGAAAAAGAGCGAAAAAGAAGAAUCGAAAAAAGGAAGCAAAGAUUCUCCAAAAUCCAGCAAAAAUAAGACAAAGGAAACAAGUGACAAGCCUGAAGGAUCCGCGGGGAAAAAAGUGAAGGUUAAAGUAAAACUGGAACUCCAUGAAUUUCAAGAAUUCUUGGAUGGCGAGGAGGUGUACAUGUGGGUAUUUGAUCCAGUUCAUCCAAGAACCAUCAUAUAUGGAGUAUUGGUUGUGAUUGGUGCUGUAGUUAUUUGUCUGUUCCCUCUGUGGCCAGAACAAAUGAGAGAAUAUACAUGGUAUCUGAGCGUUGGUGCAGCAAUACUACUUGGUGUUUUGAUUUUUGUUGCAUUGUUUCGUUACGUUUUGUUCUCAUUCGUGUGGUUGAUAACAUUGGGUAAACAUCAUUUUUGGCUUUUGCCAAAUCUCACCGAGGAUUGUGGUUUCUUUGAGUCAUUUGUGCCGCUUUAUGCACACGAAUACUUUGGAAACAACAAGGGGUCAGAAGAAGGAGAUAAGAAAGAAAAAUCUAAUGAUGACAAUGGUGGUGAUAAGCGAUCACCUUUGGAUGAACAGAAUAAAAUCGGUGAAGAGGAAAUUAGUAAUAAUACUGGUGCUGAACAAGAAACAGAACCUAUGAACGAUUCAACUUCCACAACGUCGGCCGUCAAGGAGCAAACUGAAAGUGAGUCGUGGAUCAAUGUGACUGAUGAAGAUAUUAAAAUGGCCAAGCAAGCGACUGAACAUGUGGAGACAUUAACACCAUCGGUCAAUUGUUGAUAUGUCAACUACGUUCAAUGUAAACUAUCUUAAAUCAUGUAAAGAAAUGUAGCUAUUUUUUAGUGUACACUGAGGGGAGUAAUAUAAAUUCAUUUUGCAAGUAAA